AUGAUGUUCCUCUGGUUCGCUGUGAACGCGGUGUUAUUGUAGUUCCUUGCCUCCGCCGCGUUCCUCCUCCCCGGCUCCUUCCGUCGUCGCUGGCGGAACCGACUGCCUUCUGUCGUCGCCGAAGGCAUCACGUUUUCUCCCAUCAAAAUAAAGGAGAAGGAGAAGGCCAACAACAACGACAAGAAGAAGACACAGACUCCCAACCCUAGCUAGGUCCGUUGCCCCUGGCUCCAACCCUGAUCCCUUGUCGAUCACUUGAUCCUAGUCCUAUUCCUCUUGACUUCCAUCCUUCCGAACUCAUUUAACUCUUUCUUCUUCUCCCCUUCCUCGAGAUCCGGUUGCGUCCGGGUUCAAGCGUCCCAUUGAAAAUAGCAGCGAGUGCUUGAUUUACUCGAGAGCUCAGAUUUCCGAGUUUGAUUGGGGGUAAUUUACUGCGCUUCGAGAGUUGGACGGUAAUUUAAGUGGAAUUGGUUCCCUAAAAAGUGCCAUGGGGCCUCUUCUUUUCGUCAUCGUCGCAUUCCCGUGUACCGUGGGAGCCAUAUCAUUGGCUAUGCUUCAUAUAUACAGGCACCUGUUGAAUUAUACGGAGCCGACUUAUCAGCGCUACAUAGUUCGCAUUAUCUUUAUGGUUCCGGUUUAUGCACUGAUGUCAUUCUUGUCACUCAUCCUUAGUCAUCGCUCAAUAUAUUUUAAUUCUAUUCGAGAAGUCUAUGAAGCAUGGGUCAUUUACAACUUUCUUUCACUUUGCUUGGCAUGGGUUGGAGGUCCAGGCGCAGUGGUCUUGAGUUUAAGUGGUCGAUCUCUGAAGCCUUCAUGGUACCUAAUGACAUGCUGUUUUUCUGCUAUUCCACUCGAUGGACGUUUUAUAAGAAGGUGCAAGCAAGGCGGUUUACAAUUUGUAAUUCUGAAGCCUAUUUUAGUAGUUAUUACCUUCAUUCUCUAUGCAAAAGGGAAAUAUGAAGAUGGAAAUUUCAGUGUGGACCAAGCCUAUCUUUACCUCACAAUUAUCUACACGAUAUCAUAUUCUAUGGCACUAUAUGCUCUCGCUUUGUUUUACGUCGCAUGUAAAGAUUUGCUCCGGCCUUUUAACCCUGUGCCAAAGUUCAUUAUGAUCAAGUCUGUCGUUUUUCUCACUUACUGGCAGGGUGUUCUAGUUUUUCUCGCAGCCAAGUCUAAUCUUAUAAAAGAUGCCGAAGAAGCUGCUGAUUUUCAAAAUUUCAUUAUAUGCGUCGAGAUGCUUGCAGCUGCUGUUGGCCACUUCUAUGCAUUCCCUUACAAGGAGUAUGCAGGUGCCAACAUUGGCUCUUCUGGCGAUUUAAGGGCGAGCCUUUUCCAUGCACUAAAGUUUAAUGAUUUCUACCACGACACAGUCCAUCAGUUCGCCCCUACUUAUCAUGAUUAUACACUCUACAAUCACAACGAUGGUGAGGAAGGCGCCACAAAGUACCGGUCGAGGACCUUUGUGCCUACUGGCCAGGAGAUGGAUGCCGUGAGAAAGAACAAACAGAUGUACGCAGGGAAGCUGGAUGAAGUUCAGUUAUCUAGCGUAUCCACUUCGAGCUCAAGCAGCCCUGUGAAAUCAAGCACACGUGCCAGCCAGCCAGACUUGGAAGCAAUCAAAUCUUAUUUGCUCAAAGAAAGCAACGCUUCUUCUGCUCAACCAUAUGACCUUUCAGUACUAGUUGGUACCGAUUUAAUGAACUAUCCCGCCAAAGUUCCUGCAGUUGACGACAUGGGCAAUGAUGUUCAUCGAUGAUUCUUUUGUUUUUCUUAUGACCUCGUCGAUUGUGAGACAUAGGCCAACUCAAACUAGAUGCAUCAGUCAGUCAGGGAUCCACUUCUUUGUUUGCAAAUAGUCCUCAGUGUUUGUGUUGAUUGCCUCAGGAAGACUCUGCUGCUUGGUGCAAUUGCUUCGCAUCCAUCUCAUCUCAUCUCACGUGGACAGGGUGUAAAGUGUUUUCUGGGUAAUGUAAUGUGAUUUUAGCCCAUCCGUGAUUUGGAAUUUGCAUUUAAUCCA
This is a messenger RNA of Zingiber officinale, 2017 nucleotides long. RefSeq names its product transmembrane protein 184B-like. The record is from RefSeq and is a predicted model, not a curated record. The coding region runs from base 488 to 1756 and encodes 422 amino acids. Gene Ontology annotation, molecular function: transporter activity. The transcript has 7 exons. NCBI's taxonomy places the organism in Eukaryota, Viridiplantae, Streptophyta, Magnoliopsida, Zingiberales, Zingiberaceae. Gene Ontology annotation, biological process: transport.